CAAUCAGAGUGGCCAGCGUGGACCUAUUCCGUUGCUCCCACCGACGACUUCACACAAUAUGCCCAGCUGCCAGACUACUCUUUGCUUGCCGAGUCCAUGAAGGCAUACCAGGCACAGCAUACCCACCUUGUUCACCACCAGCAGAUGACUCGGACGACGGAAUCAAAGCCACGGCUUUCAAAAGAAGAGGUGGAUCUCCUCGAGUCUGAGUUUCAGAAAAACCACAAGCCAAACAGCAGCACCAAGAAGGCGUUGGCUGAGAGCAUGAGGGUUGACCAUGCACGCAUCAAUAACUGGUUCCAGAACAGAAGAGCUCGCGAGAAGAAGGAAAACAACAUUCGAGAGUAUGAAGCCAGGCAGCGAGCUGAGAAGGAAGGAACCAAUCCAUCAGAAGCUGGCCUCGGAGGUUCAGACCGCAAACGCAGCCUCGGCGCCUCUUCUGCCCCCUUUCCCGAGCCGCGGCAGACUUCACAAACCAAAGAGCAGUCCCCAGACGCCCCUUCACAGCUCUCAACUACAUCCGAAAGCUCCGCUGAUGCCUACGAGGCUACAUCGCCCGCCGUGUCCCCUCUGAAGCACGGGCAUGAUUAUGUCUCGGCGCUAGAUUCAGACAUGUCUUUCGCUAAUGCGUCGGCCCUGGACACCAUGCUUUCCAUUGAAGAUGCUGCCGGCGAUUACACCAAUGAGCUCCAGGAAAUGGACCUUGAGCGGAUAACGGCAUUCUUGGACCAAACUGCUCUUCCAAACAGCCCAGAUAGGCGACUCAAGUCUCCUUGCCCAACCGACAUCGCCUCUCGCCGCAAUCGCCAAACCCCCCAGCUGGCAAUCCAUGGAUCUCGAAGCUUCUCUGGCUCCUUGAGAUUUGGUCCCGAUGCGUCUAGACGCUCUGAACAGGUUGGCUCAAUGCGCCGAGUUGUCUCUACGUCAGGGACCGGAAGAGUCCGCAAGUCAUCUGCCUCUUCUGCCACGCCAAGGAGCCCCUUUUUUCAAAGAAAUCGAUCGCCAAUGGGCGCAGGGUCAGCGGCACCUCCAACGCCUAAUACCCCCGUCGUCGCCGAGUCACACAAUAUCAAUGGCGGCCUAUUCCCUUUAACAACCAAAUACUCUUCGUCGGCUCUUGUUCAGGAUCCCACUUUGCGCACGCCACCGGCGACGCCAGCCUUUUUGGAUAACUUUGUGUUCAAUGGCAACGGCACCUCCUAUGCGAUGGGCAACUUUGGCUUUUCUGACGACCUUGAUUCGUCAAUUCAGGCAACGGGUGCCUCUAGCCAGCCUACAACUCCCAUGUUUCCUUACCAAACGGGACCUGGCUAUUUUUCUGGCUAUGCCAGCGGCUCGGAUUAUAACUGG
Trichoderma atroviride IMI 206040 is the source of this 1350-nucleotide messenger RNA. The record is from RefSeq and is a predicted model, not a curated record. NCBI's taxonomy places the organism in Eukaryota, Fungi, Ascomycota, Sordariomycetes, Hypocreales, Hypocreaceae.